Molecule: messenger RNA, 462 nt
Organism: Ilex paraguariensis (yerba mate)
Lineage: Eukaryota; Viridiplantae; Streptophyta; Magnoliopsida; Aquifoliales; Aquifoliaceae
Source: the annotation of a GenBank genome assembly
AUGCCUUCCACCUCGACCAUAUGCUCAACUGCACUGAUUGCCACAUGCAUCUCAACGUUGGCUGCCCUGAGUAUCGCGCAUGACCUGCCCGGGGGCAGGUUUGGUGGCAAAGGCGGCGGGCUAGGUGGAUUUGGGGUUGGGCCCGGUGGCCAAGCCGACGGGCUCAGUGGCCGAGGAGGAUAUGGGGUUGGGCCCGGUAGCCAAGCAGGCGGGCUUGGAGGUCUAGAGAAUGGUCAGUGCCUAGCAUCUCUGAAUGGUGUCCAAGGGUGCAUCCAAGAGGUCCUGACAUCCGUAUUGACACUUCAGUUCCGAUUGAUCGGGCCGGACUGUUGUCAGGCCAUCCUUAACAUUGAUGAUAAUUGUUGGCCCAAGGUGUUGCCUCUCAGCCCAAUAUUCCCCCUUAAGAACUAUUGCACGCAAAUUGUUCCAGGGUUUGCACAACCAGCCCCACCAACAGCAUAA